UUCACCUCGGAGGGCGGGGGAAGUUAAGUCGUGUGGGAGAGAGUUAAGUCGUGUGCUCGUAGAGCCGCAGAAGAGCACGGACUGGGCGGGGGUUGCGCUAUCAUCAGGCAUGUUGCCUGCCGGGCUCUAAGAGGUACCCGUGAGGUUGGGCCGCUGGGCUGUCGGUCGUGGUGCUUGGUUGGAUUUCUCUCGCUUGGUGGCCUCUUGAGAGUGUACGGCGCUACUUCUGCGCUGCUGGGAGGAGUCUCCGAGCUCUCAUCGCCCUCUGUUCCUGCUUCGAUUCCUCGUUGCCCUGAGACAGGUUGCCGGCACAGAUACCCAGGCAUCGGGAGAUAUCUUGUAUCCCGAGGACCCGUCUCAUGGAAGAUACGGUUGUCUGAAGCUUAGUUUUUCUAUUGUGAUGAUAUCAUGGAAAAUCAAUUGGUUAAAUCAACUGAAGAACGAACAUUCCAGUACCAGGAUUCUCUUCCAUCACUGCCUGUUCCUUCACUUGAAGACUCAUUAAAAAAAUAUCUUGAAUCAGUAAAGCCAUUUGCAAAUGAAGAAGAAUAUAAGAAAACUGAAGAAAUAGUUAAAAAAUUUCAAAAUGGAAUUGGAGAAAAAUUGCACCAGAAAUUGCUUGAAAGGGCAAAAGGAAAAAGAAAUUGGCUGGAAGAGUGGUGGCUAAAUGUUGCCUACCUGGAUGUUCGUAUACCAUCACAACUGAAUGUCAACUUUGCGGGUCCUGUGGCCCAUUUUGAACACUACUGGCCUCCAAAGGAAGACACUCAAUUAGAAAGAGGAAGUAUAAUUCUUUGGCAUAACAUGAACUAUUGGCAGCUAUUAAGAAAAGAAAAAGUGCCAGUUCAGAAAGUUGGAAAUACUCCUCUAGAUAUGAAUCAAUUCCGAAUGCUGUUUUCUACUUGCAAGGUGCCAGGAAUUAGUAGAGAUUCAAUUAUGAGUUAUUUUAGGACUGAGAGUGAAGGGCAUUCCCCAAGUCACAUUGCAGUCCUGUGUCGAGGCCGAGUUUUUGUCUUUGACGUAAUACAUGAAGGAUGUUUGAUCACCCCACCAGAGCUUCUCAGACAAUUGACCUACAUUUACGAGAAGUGCCAUGGUGAACCUGAUGGACCUGGGAUAGCAGCAUUAACUAGUGAGGAGAGAACUCAGUGGGCUAAGGCACGAGAAUAUCUGAUAGGUCUUGAUCCAGAGAACUUGACUUCGUUAGAAAAAAUUCAGAGCAGUUUGCUGGUAUACUCCAUAGAGGAUAGCAGUCCACAUGUAACACCAGAAGAUUAUACUCAGGUAACUGCAAUGCUCCUUAUUGGAGAUCCAACAGUACGGUGGGGUGACAAAUCCUAUAACCUGAUUUCCUUCUCAAAUGGAGUAUUUGGCUGUAAUUGUGAUCAUGCUCCUUUUGAUGCAAUGGUUAUGGUGAACAUCAGCUAUUAUGUUGAUGAGAAAAUUUUAGAGAAUGAAGGAAGAUGGAAGGGUUCAGAAAAAGUGCGGGAUAUACCACUUCCAGAGGAGCUUGUUUUCACUGUGGAUGAGAAAGUAUUAAGUGACAUCAACCAAGCUAAAGCCCAGUAUCUCAAGCAGGCAUCUGAUUUGCAGAUUGUGUCAUAUGCCUUUACAUCUUUUGGCAAAAAGCUUACCAAGAAGAUGAUGCUUCACCCUGAUACAUUUAUUCAGCUUGCACUUCAGCUGGCCUAUUACAGACUUCAUGGACGCCCUGGUUGCUGCUAUGAGACAGCUAUGACACGAUAUUUUUAUCAUGGCCGUACAGAGACUAUGCGAUCAUGUACAGUAGAAGCCGUCAGCUGGUGUCAGACCAUGCAGGACUCUUCUACCAGCCUUCUUGAGCGGCAAGAAAAGAUGUUACAAGCUUUUGCAAAGCAUAAUAAAAUGAUGAAAGAUUGUUCAACUGGAAAAGGAUUUGACCGUCACCUUUUAGGUCUUUUACUCAUAGCAAAAGAGGAAGGUCUUCCUGUUCCAGAACUCUUUACAGACCCGCUUUUCUCCAAAAGUGGAGGAGGUGGAAAUUUUGUUCUCUCAACAAGUCUGAUUGGUUAUUUACGAGUCCAUGGAGUGGUGGUUCCCAUGGUACAUAAUGGAUAUGGAUUUUUCUAUCAAAUCCGAGAUGACAGGUUUGUUGUGUCCUGUACAGCCUGGAAAUCAUGUCCGGAGACUGAUGCAGAAAAGCUAGUUCAGCUGAUUUUUGUUGCUUUCCAUGAUAUGAUACAGCUGAUGAACACUGCUCAUCUUUAGAGCCUAAUCAUUCAUUAAGCACUUACCAAAAUACAUCAUUAAACUGGAUGCUGGCAGUAGGUUGGUAAUAUGAGAUGGGGAGGAAUGAUGACUUAGUAAAGGAAACUUGUUAAAUGUAGAAAUAAGUAGAAUCAUGCUGUCUAAAAUUAUUCUGCCAUAGCAGGUAGAAUAUUUUUAAACUUCCUCUGAUGCAGCAGCAAUGCAAACUAUAAUAUAGUGAAUACAGAACUAUGCAAUAUUUAAAAUAAAGCUCAACAAUGCACAUUUACAAA
This is a messenger RNA of Galeopterus variegatus (Sunda flying lemur), 2519 nucleotides long. RefSeq names its product carnitine O-octanoyltransferase (gene CROT). Gene Ontology annotation, cellular component: peroxisome. Gene Ontology annotation, molecular function: carnitine O-octanoyltransferase activity. The record is from RefSeq and is a predicted model, not a curated record. The coding region runs from base 409 to 2247 and encodes 612 amino acids. The transcript is spliced from 17 exons. Lineage: Eukaryota; Metazoa; Chordata; Mammalia; Dermoptera; Cynocephalidae.